Suricata suricatta (meerkat) is the source of this 1775-nucleotide messenger RNA. RefSeq names its product transmembrane protein 163 (gene TMEM163). Gene Ontology annotation, cellular component: synaptic vesicle membrane. Gene Ontology annotation, molecular function: zinc ion binding. NCBI's taxonomy places the organism in Eukaryota, Metazoa, Chordata, Mammalia, Carnivora, Herpestidae. The transcript has 8 exons. The record is from RefSeq and is a predicted model, not a curated record. The coding region runs from base 1 to 792 and encodes 263 amino acids.
AUGAGGGUAUUUGGGGUCUGGGACUCCUGCUCUGGGAAAAGCCUCUUUCACCAAGUUGGGGCCGUGCUGGUGGAUCAAUGCAAAUCAAUGCCUACAGCUGAGGAGCCUGAAUGUCCAGUUGAAUGCUUACUAGAAAGCAGCACUCGACUCAAACCUCACGAAGCCCAGAACUACCGAAAGAAGGCGUUGUGGGUCUCCUGGUUCUCCAUUAUUGUCACCCUGGCCCUGGCCGUGGCUGCCUUCACUGUCUCCGUUAUGAGGUACAGCGCCUCUGCUUUUGGGUUUGCAUUUGAUGCCAUCCUCGACGUCCUGUCCUCGGCGAUUGUCCUGUGGCGUUACAGCAAUGCUGCCGCGGUACACUCUGCUCAUAGGGAAUACAUAGCCUGUGUCAUCUUGGGGGUGAUAUUCCUUCUGUCAUCCAUAUGCAUAGUGGUCAAAGCCAUCCAUGACCUCUCAACUAAACUGCUCCCAGAAGUGGAUGACUUCCUAUUCAGCGUCUCCAUUUUAAGUGGGAUCCUUUGCAGCGUCCUGGCUGUGCUGAAGUUUAUGCUGGGGAAGGUUCUGACCAGCAGAGCACUCAUAACGGACGGGUUUAACUCCCUCGUGGGUGGUGUGAUGGGCUUCUCCAUUCUUCUGAGUGCCGAGGUGUUCAAGCAUGACGCGGCAGUCUGGUACCUGGACGGCAGCAUUGGGGUUCUCAUUGGCCUCACCAUAUUUGCCUACGGCGUCAAACUCCUCAUCGACAUGGUGCCCAGGGUGAGACAGACCCGCCACUACGAGAUGUUUGAGUGACAGCGGCCAGCAGGGCCAGAGCGGGCCGCUCUGCAUCCGCACGAAGACAGUCAGGAUGACGAGCUGUCCACGCAGGCAGAUGGUGCCAAUAUUUCACCGAACAUCCCGUUUCUCUUUAGGAAGGUUUGUGUUCUCGCGAACAAGGUCUGCCCAGCAGGUCGGUCUGCACUGCUCCCCCUUGCUCCACUGCCCCAGUCAGAUACGUCAGGACAGCAGGCACAGGGGUGAGGACGGGCUUCCCCUCCUCCAGCGAGAACUGACCUUUUCUAUUUCCUGGAGUAAACACGUUCUUGUGGGUAGGCUACAAGCCCUCCUUGGCAGAAAGCUCCUUUGUGGUGCUCGAAGCCUGAAAUGGGCGACAGCUGACCAGACCCACCUCCUCGGGACUCCCUGUGGCUCUAGCCACCUCCAGUUCCAGAGUCUGGUGUCUCCUGGCAGAUUUUAAGGGAAGACCGUACCUUCCGUCCCUCACCCCUUUAUGCACCCAGAACCAUCAGUAUAGAUCACUUCCUAAUUUCUAUCAAGGUAUUUCAUUAGUUUCAUACUGUUUUACUAAUCCCGAAUCUAAACAGAGUUGUUCAAAAGGAGACCAUUCUAUUUUUAAAGUACUUAGUGAUACACGUAGGAGCUUUGCAUGGUUGAACUAAGCACAUGACCCCUUCUUGUACCUUCAGAACCUGAACAUACAUGUAAAAACAGGAUCCAUUUUUGAGAUGUGAAACUACAGUUUAUUUGUAAUAAAUAAUUAUAUAAUUUAUCCAUAUAUGCAUAUAUCUAUAUGCUGUGUUAAGUGGUAAUGGUACAUUACAGUCUGUUAGAGAUGGCUUGCCCCUCCGUCAGGAACAAGAUGUUCUCUGUUUAUGUAACAUUAGGUAUAGAUUCUGUAAAACGUUCCCCCGACACACAACAUUCUGUACCUCUGGCACUGAGGUCUGUCCGGGCGACAGUGUCUGACCAAUAAAGACCUUUACCUGUUUUGUAUG